ACGCUUCUAUAUAAAAACCAUGAAUUUCCAAUUUGCCGGACACUUCAACCAGAAAAAGCUCUGAAUCUUGCUUGAUUGUUCAUCAAUGGCGGAGCUAGAGGACCCGACUGUGAUGCCGAAACUGAUCAAUUUUCUCUCUUGUCUUCUUCAAAGAGUGGCUGAAUCCAACGAUCAAAACCUCUCUGUUCAUCUUCAACAUCACAAAAUCUCAGCCUUCCAUGGCUUAACUCGUCCCGCCAUUUCAAUCCAAAGCUACUUGGAUAGGAUCUUUAAGUACGCCAAUUGCAGUCCCUGUUGCUUCGUCGUUGCCUACAUUUAUCUCGAUCGCUUUGUUCAAAGGCAGCCCUCGCUGCCCAUCAAUUCCUUCAAUGUUCAUCGCUUGCUCAUCACUAGCGUUCUUGUUUCUGCUAAAUUUAUGGAUGAUACGUACUAUAACAAUGCAUAUUAUGCAAAAGUGGGAGGGAUCAGCACAGCGGAAAUAAACUUUCUUGAAGUGGAUUUCUUGUUUGGUUUGGGCUUUCACUUGAAUGUCACUCCCAACACUUUCCAUUCUUAUUACUCAUAUCUUCAAAGACAAAUGCUUCUGCUUCAACCUCCUCUCAGUAGCGCUUCUGCAAAAUCAGAGCUGAUUCUUACAGCCAGAGCUCUGAAACCCCACUCUUGUUUUGAUGAAGAUGAAGCUUCCCAUAAGAAGCAACAGCUUGCAGCUGUUUGAACAAAUUUUUGACCCAAAUUUGGAUUCAAAAUUUGGAGAUUAUGGGCAAAUUCCUCAGCCCAUUUGGAGCAAAACCCAGGUUUCUAAAAUUGGAUUCUCUCUAGUUUUGAGUAUGAAUUUGUUCUUUUGUUUGCCUGAUUAGAUAGCUAUAUUCAGCCACUGACUGGAUGAGUCUGUAAUGUAUGUAUAUAUGUAUCUCUCACAUAUACACACACCAACACAGCUUUGCAAUUUUGGGUAUGGCAGAUUUGGGUUCUGAUCCUCUUUCAUGGUCAGAUCUUUGUUCUGUUUUUUAUCUGUUUUGGUUAUGAGUUCUUGGGUUUGAAAUUUGAUUUUGUAUACAAAUGACAUUCUUCAUUAGUGUUUUAAAA
Molecule: messenger RNA, 1086 nt
Organism: Cucurbita moschata (crookneck pumpkin)
Lineage: Eukaryota; Viridiplantae; Streptophyta; Magnoliopsida; Cucurbitales; Cucurbitaceae
Product: cyclin-U4-1-like
Exons: 2
Coding region: 86-715 (209 amino acids)
Biological process (GO): regulation of cyclin-dependent protein serine/threonine kinase activity
Molecular function (GO): protein kinase binding
Source: RefSeq, a predicted model, not a curated record